Eriocheir sinensis (Chinese mitten crab) is the source of this 4664-nucleotide messenger RNA. RefSeq lists its product as uncharacterized. Gene Ontology annotation, molecular function: protein binding. The transcript is spliced from 10 exons. NCBI's taxonomy places the organism in Eukaryota, Metazoa, Arthropoda, Malacostraca, Decapoda, Varunidae. The record is from RefSeq and is a predicted model, not a curated record. The coding region runs from base 472 to 4044 and encodes 1190 amino acids.
AAAGUCUCCCCUGAGCCCACUCGUCUCAAGUCAGUGUAAUAGCCACGCUCGGGGGAGGGUGAUUGCGUAUGGUCCCUCGCCGGCUCUUUAGUGACCUUAGGAGUGAGGGAGACGAGACCUGCCCUUGUCGCUGGCCGUGUUGUGUGUGUUUAUCUGUCAUCGUCUAACUCGCUGUGGAGUGCCCGUGAUGGAAAGAAUCUCGUCGUAGGCUGGGUUGUGUGCGGCUCUUCCCUCGUUAAUAAGAGAGGGCCAGGCACUGCACACCUUAAUUACCCCCGACACCCUCACCUGUCCUCCCCCGCCGCCCAGAGCGGCGGACGUAAAAAAAAAAAAAGGAAGAAGAGAGGAGAAAAAGAAGAGGAAGAACGAGAUAGAAAUAACAAAAGGAGGUGGAGUUCGUGGUAGCAGUAACAGUGGAGGCGGAGGAGGUGGAGGAGGAGGAGGAGGAAGACGAAGAGGAAGAGGAAGAGGAUGCGUUUAUUCAAGAGGAGGAGCAGCGACCCCUCCCCGCGCCUGGUGUCCCUCUCCCCGCUGCAGACCGACCACACCCUCCACGCCACCGACUCCCCGCUCUUCCUCCUCUCCACCGCCUCCACCUGCCGCGCCCCCGCCCCCGCCGCCGCCCCGUGCCCUCAGGUGAGCCAGGAGGAUGUGGAAGAGGACCUGUAUGCUACUGUAGACGGCGAUGACGGGGAAGAGGAAGGAGGGGGAGGAGGAGGAAGCGCAAGAGAACGAGGAGGAGAUGAAAAAGAGGAAGAAGAGGAAGAGCACGAGAAGGAGGACGAGGAAGAAGAAGCCAUUUAUUCAACAGUGGAGGAGGCUCUGGGGUACGGUGGAAGUGGAAGUGGUGGUGGAUGUGAAGGGGUGGUGGAGGUGGUGGGGGGCGUCAACACCACCUGCUUCACCGCCAUGCCCGCCCUGGUGGUGGAGGAGGUGGUGGGGGGUAUGGGCCGCGACCCUCACCACCACCCCCACCAUCAACCCCUCCACUACAACCGUCAUCACCACCACCACCACCACCACCACCACCCAAAGGAGCAACACCAACCUUCUUCAGCAGCUAAGAAAGGCUUCUCCACCUGGGGCCGCAGGAUGGGCAAGAAGCUGGAGCAGCUGACGCGCGGCGAGGGCAAGGAGCACAUCCACUUCCCACUCGGCUCCACCCGCAGCCGCAGGAGGAACUGGCGUCCUAACAAGGACGUGGAGGCUCUUCCCGGGGCGGCGGGGUCGAGGGGCAGCAAGACGGUGGCGCGGCAGCCCCGCAAGACGAAGGUGGAUCGCGUGGAGAGCAUCCGCAACCUGUUCCGUCGCUCUCGCAGCUGGGACUCCGCCAAGGACCUGGAGGAUGACCCUGUGCAGCGGACGUUGCCGCUUGGGGACGAGCCCGGCGUUGACGGGGUCAGAGGUCAUGCGGAUGACCCCAACAACAUGUAUGAGUCACUGAAGGACAUGAACGGCAGCAACUGUCGGAGCGAUGCGGGCAGCGGCAAAGUGUUGUACCGCAGCGCCUCCACGUCGUUGCUGCCCGGCUGCGAGGCGGGCGUGGAGAGUGACGAGCGGGAGGACGUGGUGGUGGUGGUGCCCGAGGUAGAGUGUGAUACCAAGGCGAGUGAAGGAGAAAAGUCUACCCGCAAAGGACAGUUUCCGUACGCGUUUCUCAGAUCCAGACUAACCUCGGUCGCGGAGGAACAAGCGACCGCCAGGGACGAGUGUGGUGACAGCGGGCGCGGCACCGGCAGCCACUGCGGCAGCAUCUCGGACGUGCGCACCUCCUACUCUGAAAACUCUGACUCAAAAUCUUCCUGUUCCGACUCCUCCUCGGACAAUAAGUGGUCCAGGGAAGGAGAGGAAGAAGAGGAAGAGGAGGACCGCGUGAGGGACAAGGUGGUGAAUAAAGACACCGCGGAGAGGAGCGAGCAGGUUCCCGCCAAGCCCGCCGCCAGGGACGUGGUGUCGCCCAUCCCUGCGCCCACGGGCUUCGGCGACGGAGACUUUGUGGUGACGGUGCGGGUGGCGGGGGCAUGCCCGGGAGCGGGGGCGGGGGACGCGCGGAGCUCCAGCGUUUACAUCGAGCGUGAGCCAGACAAGGGCGAGGCGGCUGAGGGGGCGGGCAAGGCCAGGCAACCAGGCCCCACGGGCAAGGCUGCGGGCGGCGGUAGUCCGAUGCUGACAGACGAGGAGAAGCUGCUGGCCCAGCUCGGAGACUGCUGCUACCACUGUGGGAACCCACAGGAUGCGCCGCCGCCCCCAGUGCGGCGCCGCCCACCCACUAAGUCACGCACACACGUCCGCCUGAGCUGCCCCGCCCCUGACAGUCCGGCUGAUGCUCUGUACGAGGCUAUUUACCCCGAGGACAGUUACGCGAGACGAGCCUCGCUGGACCUGGACCGCCUCGACCCCCUCCUGGAACGCGUGGAGCGUCUGGACGGCGUGACGCGACUGGAGGCACAGGGUCGUGAGGGCCGCACGGCGGACCUACACGUGGAGGCGAGGCGGCGGUACUCCCGCUCGGCGUCCCUGGACCGCGCCGAGUCCUGGCGGUGGAGCGACGCGCUGCUGGCCGAGGAUGGCGACAUAGACUGCACGUACAGCGAGGCGGGGGGUCGGCGGAGGAGAGCCCCCAGCCUGCCCCGCCCCGGCCCCCCGCCCCAGGUUGCGCCGCAGCAACAUCCGCCCCUCGCCGCUAAGAGCUUUCGGCUGGUGCGUCUGGUGAAGGAGGAGGCCGACGAGGGACUGGGCCUUUACAUCUCUGGCCAGAGGACUCUCGGCUACCUCAUCGCGCACAUCAUCCCCGGGGGGCUCACGGACAGGGACGGGCGGCUGCGUGUGGGCGACGAAAUCAUCAACGUGAACGGGCGGCGCCUGCGCGGGGUGUGUCUGGAGGAGGCGCGGCGGGUGCUCCGUCACACGCCCAUGGAAGUGGACAUCGUGGUGGCCAGAGAGCCAGACCUCCACGCCCACGAGUCUCUGUACUCAGACUUCGAUGUGGCGUCCUUGGCCAGCGGUCGCGUCGACUCUCGCGUUGACGCGAGGAUCGAGUCCCGCGUCGAGAGCACCGUCGAGGAGGAGGACGGGGACGACGACGGCGACGACGACUGUACGUGUUCCCACUAUGGUGACGACGAUGACGACUUGAGACUCCCCCCGUGCUGCCACUCUGACAUUCGUGACCUUGCCUACCUGCCUGACCUAGCCCACAGCCGAGCCAGCCUCAGGGAGCUCCCCCUACCCCCCGCAUCGCGUCGGGACCCCCGCACCUGCUCCAGGGAAUUGCCGGAUCUCCCUGAGCUGCGGCCUAGCUCCUUAGGGUGUACCAGGGACACUCUGGACACUGCCAAGGAGCCAAGGUGUUGCUCGCUCCAGCUGGCGGGUGACAAGGACGUGCAGAGGCGCCACGGGGAGGCAAGGAAGUCGGGGUUGACUGCGGCGCGGGAGGAGGGCGUUGUUACGGCGGUCAUGGUGCGAACUGUCUCGGACGCUUCCUCAGGAGAUGAUGAGCCUCGCCGCCUCCUGCCACUCCUGGAGGAUGGUGUGUUUGCUGACCGCUCACCUUCCCAGUCCUCCCACGCCUCUGUCAGGGUGAACUCAGCAGCCUCCAUGCACAGCUCUGGCAGCGUGGGGAGGUGCAGCAGACAGGUGUCUCAGAGAACGCAGCGCUCCUCUUCCACCUCCACACUCCCUCGCAGACCUAAGUCUCUCAACCUCUCCUUCCACACCGUUGUCUUUGAGAAGGGCCAUGGCAAAAAGGGACUUGGGUUUUCCAUUGUUGGGGGACGAGACUCCCCUAAAGGCAACAUUGGAAUCUUUGUCAAGACCAUCUUCCCCAAUGGACAAGCAGUAGAGGAGGGAACACUUAAAGAAGGGGACGAGAUCUUCGCAGUCAACGGGGAGAGUCUGGCCGGAGCGAGCCACUCAGAGGCCAUUGCCAUGUUCAAGGCCAUCCGCUCUGGCAAGGUGGUGCUGCACGUUGGCCGGCGCACACACUCCAAAAAGAGAGCCCAGAAAACUAAAUCAUUUGAUGAUCUGGAUAAGUUUGAGGAGUGAAAUCCCUCUGACACAUCCAAAACAGUCCACAAAGUCAGCAUUUAUGCAUAAGGUACGGACACCUGUGGCUUGGUGUCCUAAUCAUCAGGUUUUUGUCUCAUCUGUAGGUUUUAUUUAUAGCAUUUUAGCCAUAGAUGCAGUAAACCAAAGAUACUUCACUUGCAGACUAACUUUGUGAUGUAAUUAAAAUACUCAACUGACCUUCAUCUAACUGCUGUUUUAUAUAUGAGUGUGUGGAUGUGAGGGUGCUUGCUGUAUGCUGUAGCUGUGUGUAUGCCAUGUACAAGGAAAUAUUCAGUUUUUACCUCUAUAAACAUUUUAAGAAAGAGCAUAUUUGGGAUUUUAAUAAAUUUUGUAUAUUUAUAUACUAGAUAUUUUACAAUGUCUAUAAUUUAUAUAUGUUAAGGAAAUGUUUGCCUUUUACUGACAUGGCAUUUUAACAACCAGCCAUCAAACUAAUUAUGACAAGUUCAUAAUAUACAAACAAGGACUAUCCUUACUCUUGUCACUUAAUGUAAAUACAAUGUAUAUCAUUAUUUUAAGAAAUGUUCAAUACACUUUAGUCCUUACAGUGCACACUGUAUGGCUCAUGUGCAGCUUUAAUAAAGUCCCCUUACCUA